Molecule: messenger RNA, 516 nt
Organism: Lycium barbarum (goji berry)
Lineage: Eukaryota; Viridiplantae; Streptophyta; Magnoliopsida; Solanales; Solanaceae
Exons: 1
Coding region: 1-516 (171 amino acids)
Biological process (GO): DNA integration
Molecular function (GO): nucleic acid binding
Source: RefSeq, a predicted model, not a curated record
AUGAUUCUCAUCAUUGAGGCUUAUCACUUAUCACCGGUUGGUGGACACCAUAGUAGCUCAAGGACGACGGCUAAGGUUCUUCAAAGUGACUUUUAUUGGCCAACAAUCUAUCAAGAUGCCUAUGACUUUGUGAAAGCUUAUGAUCAAUGUCAAAGGCAUGAGGGCAUCUUAAGAAGGCAUGAGCUACCAAUGAUACCGAUUUUUGAAGUUGAAUUGUUCGAUGUUUGGGGAAUUGAUUUUAUGGGUCCAUUUGUGAGUUCCUACAAUAACAAGUACAUUCUUGUGGCGGUGGACUAUGUGUCCAAAUGGGUGGAAACCGUCGCGCUUCCUAAUAAUGAAGGAAGAAGUUUCACUGCAUUCUUGAAGAAGUAUGUUUUCUCAAGGUUUGGGACUCCAAGGGCAAUCAUUAGUGAUGGGGGAUUUCAUUUUUGUAAUCGGUUAUUCAAGAAUCUUCUUGAGAAAUAUGGAGUCAAGCACAAAGUUGCCACCCCUUAUCAUCCCCAAACGAGUGGGUAA